AUGUAUCUAACACUAUUACGCUUGGCAUUUUUGAAAGAUAAGGGUAAAUCAAUUAUUAAGAGCAAGAUGAUAUGGAAACAUGUGAAAAGAGAAGGGCAAGUAAGUCUAUUUACGUUCAAUGUAUCAAACAAAGACAGGGACUUGCUUACCUGGUUGGGAAGGAAUAAUGUUCAUCAUUUCCCUAUUAUUUCAAGCAAGGAAUGUCCUAAACAAGAUCCUUCCAGUGUGGACAGCGGGAUUGCUGUGACGUACAUUAUCAAGCGAUUAUCGGAAGGUCUUGAAUUAGAGUCUACCUUUAAAAAAGGUGCCAUGACUCAGCAGAGAGCACAUGUUUUGGGAAGGUUCUUAAGUGACAACAAUGACGGUUAGGCUCAUCUUUGUGUAAGGAGUUUGGGAGGGACAAGAAUGCCAUUUGGAAGGCCUUUCAUCAGUUUUUAUGUCUUUUCUGGAAUGUUAAUGAUUGUGGAUGCUUAAAGUGAUCUUAUAUGUAUUUUUUGCAAUGUUUGAGAAUUUGUAUGAUUAAAGUGUGUUUCUUAAAACACGAUGGAUCGUGUGGAAAUCAUUUUAUUUCUGAAUAAAUUUUUUUU
Molecule: messenger RNA, 587 nt
Organism: Rosa rugosa (rugosa rose)
Lineage: Eukaryota; Viridiplantae; Streptophyta; Magnoliopsida; Rosales; Rosaceae
Exons: 2
Coding region: 1-369 (122 amino acids)
Source: RefSeq, a predicted model, not a curated record